CGCGGCCAGCGGGGGCGAGGGAGCCAAGGGCGCCCGGAGGGAUCCGGGAAGACUCUCACCGGCGAGUCCCCCGCACACCGGCACCCUCGCUGCUCCUGGGGCUUCUGCUCCACCCUCGGGGUUGACUGGCCUAUUGCACUGCCUUUUGCUCUGCACCGUGUGACUUUCUCCCUCUGGAAGCUUCCCUGAGUCUCUCCCUGUUGCUGUCUGCAUCUCUGUCCCCAUCUCUCACUCUCUCAAGUCACACUAAGUCUAUCUCCAGCAGCCUGUGACGGUCUGUGUCUCUCUGGCUCCAUUCCUUUUCUCUGUCUCCUUCCAUCUCUGUGUGGGAUUUUUGUCGCUCUGCCCCUACCCUUCCCCUUCCCUCUGAAGCCUGCAUCUCUGUGUCCCUUAGGGCCUGCCAGACCCGUCUCUUCCCCAGAGCCGUCUGGAGGAGGGCCAGGACUGGGCACAAGGCAGGACCAGGAUAAUGACAGUGCCCAGUCUGUGGCCAUGGGUAGCCUGCCUGCUUGUGAUCCUCUUCUCCUUGGGAUUUGGCCUGGACACGCCAGAGGUGUGCCCCAGCCUGGACAUCCGCUCAGAUGUGGCGGAGCUGCGGCGGCUGGAAAACUGCAGCGUGGUGGAGGGCCACCUGCAGAUCCUGCUCAUGUUCACGGCCACCGGUGAAGACUUCCGUGGCCUCAGCUUCCCCCGCCUCACUCAGGUCACCGACUACCUGCUGCUCUUCCGCGUCUACGGCCUGGAGAGCCUGCGUGACCUCUUCCCCAACCUGGCAGUCAUCCGGGGCACCCGCCUCUUCCUGGGCUACGCACUGGUCAUCUUCGAGAUGCCGCACCUGCGGGAUGUGGGGCUGCCGGCGCUGGGGGCUGUGCUGCGUGGGGCGGCGCGCGUGGAGAAAAACCAGGAGCUCUGCCACCUCUCCACCAUUGACUGGGGCCUGCUGCAGCCUUCGCCAGGCGCCAACCACAUCGUGGGCAACAAGCUGGGCGAAGAGUGUGCCGACGUGUGCCCCGGCGUGCUGGGUGCCAGCGGCGAGCCCUGUGCCAGGACCACCUUCAGUGGGCACACCGACUACAGGUGCUGGACCUCCAGCCACUGCCAGAGAGUAUGCCCCUGUCCCCGUGGACUGGCCUGCACAGCUAGAGGUGAGUGCUGCCACACUGAAUGCCUGGGAGGCUGCAGCCGGCCAGAAGACCCCCGUGCCUGCGUCGCCUGCCGUCACCUCUACUUCCAGGGCGCCUGCCACCAGGCCUGCCCUCCAGGCACCUACCAGCAUGAGUCCUGGCGCUGCGUCACGGCUGAGCGCUGUGCCAGCCUGCACUCUGUGCCCGGCCGUACCUCCACAUUUGGCAUCCACCAGGGAAGCUGCCUGGCCCAGUGCCCUCCAGGCUUCACCCGUAAUAGUAGCAGCAUAUUCUGCCACAAGUGUGAGGGGCUCUGCCCCAAAGAGUGCAAAGUGGGCACCAAGACCAUUGACUCCAUCCAGUCAGCACAGGAUCUGGUGGGCUGCACCCACGUGGAGGGGAGCCUCAUCCUCAAUCUUCGCCAAGGCUAUAACCUGGAGCUGGAGCUGCAGCACAGCCUGGGGCUGGUAGAGACCAUCACUGGCUUCCUCAAAAUCAAGCACUCCUUUGCCCUCGUGUCCCUGGGAUUUUUCAAGAACCUCAAGCUAAUCCGAGGAGACACCAUGGUGGAUGGGAACUACACUCUGUACGUGCUGGACAAUCAGAACCUACAGCAGCUAGGGUCCUGGGUGGCUGCAGGACUCACAAUUCCCGUGGGCAAGAUCUACUUCGCCUUCAACCCACGCCUCUGCUUGGAGCACAUCUACCGCUUAGAGGAGGUGACUGGCACGAAAGGACGGCAAAACAAGGCUGAGAUCAACCCCCGCACCAACGGAGACCGAGCUGCCUGCCAGACACGUACCCUUCGCUUCGUGUCCAACGUGACGGAGGCCAACCGCAUCUUGCUGCGCUGGGAACGCUACGAGCCGCUGGAGGCUCGCGACCUACUAAGCUUCAUCGUGUACUACAAGGAGUCCCCAUUCCAGAAUGCCACAGAGCACGUAGGUCCAGAUGCCUGUGGGACCCAGAGCUGGAACCUACUGGAUGUGGAGCUGCCCCUAAGCCGCACCCAGGAACCAGGGGUGAUCCUAGCCCCCCUCAAGCCCUGGACACAGUACGCAGUGUUUGUGCGGGCCAUCACACUGACCACUGCGGAGGACAGCCCCCACCAAGGAGCCCAGAGCCCCAUCAUCUACCUCCAAACCCUGCCUGCAGCCCCUACGGUGCCCCAGGAUGUCAUCUCCACGUCCAACUCCUCCUCCCACCUGCUGGUGCGCUGGAAGCCACCCACCCAGCGCAACGGCAACAUCACCUACUACCUGGUGCUGUGGCAACGUCUGGCAGAGGACAGCGACCUCUACAUCAAUGACUACUGCCACCGCGGCUUGCGGCUACCCACCAGCAACAAUGACCCCCGCUUCGACCGCGAAGACGGGGAACUCGAGGCCGACAAGGAGCCUGGCUGCUGCUCUUGCCAGCACCCACCUCCUGGGCAGGUCCUGCCACCGCUGGAGGCUCAGGAGGCCUCGUUCCAGAAGAAAUUUGAAAACUUUCUACACAACGCCAUCACCAUCCCCAAGUCCCCUUGGAAAGUAACGUCCAUCAAUAAGAGCCCUCAAAGGGACUCAGGGAGGUACCGCCGGGCAGCAGGGGCCCUACGGCUUGAGGGGAACAGCUCAGAUUUUGAGAUCCAGGAGGAUAAAGUUCCCCGGGAGCGAGCGGUGCUUAGGGGCCUGCGCCACUUCACGGAAUACCGGAUCGACAUCCAUGCCUGCAACCACGCGGCGCACACCGUGGGCUGCAGCGCUGCCACCUUCGUCUUUGCGCGCACCAUGCCCCACAGAGAGGCCGAUGGUAUCCCUGGGAAGGUGGCCUGGGAGGCAGCCAGCAAGAGUAGUGUCCUCCUGCGCUGGCUUGAGCCACCAGACCCCAAUGGACUCAUCCUUAAGUAUGAAAUAAAGUACCGCCGCUUGGGAGAGGAGGCCACAGUGCUGUGUGUGUCCCGCUUGCGAUAUGCCAAGUUUGGGGGCGUCCACCUGGCCCUGCUGCCUCCUGGAAACUACUCUGCCAGAGUUCGGGCAACCUCACUGGCUGGUAACGGCUCCUGGACAGACAGUGUCGCUUUCUACGUCCCUGGCCCAGAGGAGGAAGAUUCCGGGGGACUACACAUCCUUCUCACUGUCACCCCCGUGGGACUCAUGCUGCUCAUCAUUCUUGCUGCCCUCGGUUUCUUCUAUGGCAAGAAGAGAAACAGCACCCUGUAUGCCUCUGUGAAUCCAGAGUACUUCAGUGCCUCUCAUAGUAGGUCUGGGGGUGGCUGGACAGGUGGUGUGGGACAGAGAGACGGGAGGGGAGAAGAGGCAGAUUUCCAGACCAUCUUGGAGAAGGCAGCCUUGGUACUUAAACCCUUCAGAAGAGGAGUGGGGGAGGUGUGGCAGAGAGCAGUAUGCUUGCCUUGUGACCCCCACCUCCUCUCAGUGUACAUCCCUGACGAGUGGGAGGUUCCUCGGGAGCAGAUCUCCAUAAUCCGAGAACUAGGCCAGGGCUCUUUCGGGAUGGUAUACGAGGGGCUGGCACAAGGACUUGAGGUUGGAGAGGAGUCCAUGCCCGUGGCCCUGAAGACUGUGAAUGAGCUGGCCAGCCCACGAGAACGCAUUGAGUUCCUCAAGGAAGCCUCUGUGAUGAAGGCAUUCAAGUGUCACCAUGUGGUACGUCUCCUGGGUGUGGUGUCUCAGGGCCAGCCAACUCUGGUCAUCAUGGAGUUAAUGACCCGAGGGGACCUCAAGAGCCAUCUUCGAUCUUUGCGGCCCGAGGCAGAGAACAACCCUGGGCUCCCACGGCCAGCACUGGGAGAUAUGAUCCAGAUGGCUGGUGAGAUUGCGGAUGGCAUGGCAUACCUCGCUGCCAACAAGUUUGUGCACAGAGACCUUGCAGCCCGAAACUGCAUGGUGUCCCAGGACUUCACCGUCAAGAUCGGUGACUUCGGGAUGACUCGAGACGUGUAUGAGACAGACUAUUACCGCAAGGGUGGGAAGGGGCUGCUGCCUGUGCGCUGGAUGGCCCCCGAGUCCCUCAAAGAUGGAAUCUUCACCACCCACUCGGAUGUCUGGUCCUUUGGCGUGGUGCUCUGGGAGAUUGUGACCCUGGCCGAACAACCCUACCAGGGACUAUCCAACGAGCAGGUGCUCAAGUUCGUCAUGGAUGGUGGGGUCCUAGAGGAGCAGAAGAGCUGUCCCAUUCAGCUGCAGGAGCUGAUGCACCGCUGCUGGCAGCAGAACCCACGCCUGCGCCCAACCUUCACCCACAUCCUGGACAGCAUACAGGAGGAGCUGCGGCCCUCCUUCCGCCUCCUUUCCUUCUAUCACAGCCCGGAGUGCCGAGGGGCCCGGGCUUCCCUGCUGCCCACAGAUGCAGAGCCCGACUCCCCGCCAACCCCAAAAGGGGUUUCCUCAGACUUCAGCCCCCUGAAUGGGGGUCCAGGGCACUGAGGGGCAGCCCACUCCUUGACUGACUGGCCUCCCACAGGCAGAGAGGAAGGGACUUGACCUUUGCAGCCGUGGGAUGUUGAGGCAUUCACACUCCCACCCCUUGCUGAGAUGGGGCAGGGGGUGGCCGAGGGGGAUGCAGAGAGCAGGAGCAGGAAAGAUUGGGGGCGAUGGGAGACCAGAGCAGAGUCACGGUAGGAAGGAUUUUCUCAGGAAUCUGAGUUCUCCACAACAAAGCAAACAAGGCCACAGCUGGAGGAGUGGAGAUCAGACUAUGGACCAGACGUCCUGCCCUCCGAGUGAGAGCCUGCUCAGACUAGGAAGAGAGUGUGGGAAACCCUGCCCUCAGCUCUGGGGCUCCUGUGGACAUCUGGGACCAGCAACACACUUGAAACCAGAUGAGCAAACGGAAUCAGGCCUGGAACCCUCUCUGCUGAUGUUUGGGAUGCUGGGGGUGGGUGUCCACGUGACCACUCUUACUGCUGCAUUUCACCUCCUCCCCACUGCCCCGUGCAGCAGGGGCUGAGGGGAGAACCCAGGGACCUGGAUGUGUGGGUUCCCAGCCUGGCCUGUAGGCCUGCCCCAACCCCUUCCUCUCCUUUGCCACACCCACGGACCCCCAAGCUUGGUGCUCUCCGUCCUCCUCUCCAGGGCCAUCCCUCGGUGCAGACUCACCUCUUCUUCCAGUCCCUUCCCCUCAAUCUCUCUCCUACCCUUGGAUUAUUAAGGCUUUAAAAGCCUUGCUUCCUCCCUGCCCUCCCCUCUGCCCCCCACCCCCUGCGUCUCAUGGGAAGACUGAAGAAGGCACAAUAAAGGCCGAGGUCUGUUUGUA
Molecule: messenger RNA, 5381 nt
Organism: Vicugna pacos (alpaca)
Lineage: Eukaryota; Metazoa; Chordata; Mammalia; Artiodactyla; Camelidae
Gene: INSRR
Product: insulin receptor related receptor
Biological process (GO): protein autophosphorylation; positive regulation of kinase activity; multicellular organism development
Cellular component (GO): insulin receptor complex; plasma membrane; axon
Molecular function (GO): insulin receptor activity; ATP binding; phosphatidylinositol 3-kinase binding
Source: RefSeq, a predicted model, not a curated record